AUGCUUGUCCCCCGUCUGAUUCUGGGCGCAGCCGCCUACCUGUCCCUUGCCGCCGCGACGCUGCACUCGCCCCCGAACGGCAAUUGCUCGAGGCAUGAUUUGAACGUGCUGUCUUGCUCGCCCGAGAGCCUGACGACUGACGCCUGCUGUGUCGAGUCGCCCGGCGGCCUGCUGCUGCUGACCCAGCUCUACUCCAAGACGGCCGGCGGACCCGAGAACACCUGGACCGUCCACGGUCUUUGGAACGACUACUGCAAUGGCAGCUACCCUUCUUCGUGCGAUGCGUCCAGGAACUACGUGGAUAUUGCGUCUACCCUGGAAGAAUACGGCCAGGACAGUCUGCUGGACUACAUGAAGGAGCACUGGAGAAACGACCCGGUCAUUACCACCUCGAACGGCACGGACGAAGAGCUCUGGGAGCACGAAUGGAGCAAGCACGGCACCUGCAUGACCACCCUCCGCCCGUCCUGCUACACCCACUAUACCCCAGAGCUUGAGCUCGUCCAGUUCCUCCACGAAGUCGUCCACCUCCACAAGCAGCUUCCCACCCAGGACUAUCUCGCUUCGUGUGGAAUUGUGCCGACGAGCAACAGCACAUACGCCUUGGCGGACAUUGAGGCAUGCUUCAUUAAGGUCACAGGAGGAUACCUGCCGCACAUCGGCUGCACAAAUGGCUCACUAAGUGAGGUGUGGUAUUAUCAUCAUCUGGCCGGUAGGGUCAACGGCGGGCGCUACGUCCCUACGAACACCACGUAUGGAAGCAAUUGUCCCAAGACGGGCAUUGUCUACCCACCGAAGCCGGCCUCGUGA
Molecule: messenger RNA, 810 nt
Organism: Lasiodiplodia theobromae
Lineage: Eukaryota; Fungi; Ascomycota; Dothideomycetes; Botryosphaeriales; Botryosphaeriaceae
Product: Ribonuclease t2
Exons: 2
Coding region: 1-810 (269 amino acids)
Biological process (GO): RNA catabolic process
Cellular component (GO): extracellular region
Molecular function (GO): ribonuclease T2 activity; RNA binding
Source: RefSeq, a predicted model, not a curated record